AUGGCUGCGCGAGUUCGGUCCCUUGAGUUCUCCAGGAUUGGUCCUCGAGAACUUAGCAGACCGACUCGCCGCGGCGGCGUGCCUCCCCCGCGCGCGCGUGGGCGGGGUGCGUUUGUAACAGUGCCCUGCUCGACAUGGCGACAUCGCGCCCCAUCAGCGCACCUGCCAGCUCGGCGUGUCUCCUCCCAAGCAGCCCGCCAUGCCGGCUGCGUGUCCACCGAGGACGACCCGCCCGCUUUCGCUUUGCCGCGCUCGCACCUCCUUUCGCUGCCCCCCCCCCUCUGUCCGUCGCUUUAUGCCCCCAACGUCGAUCUGCGGAGGCGGGAUUCGUGCACCCGCCGCCGGGCUGCUCGCCUCUUCCUACAGGGAACUCCCAGGACGGACGACACGGGCACUCCACCGCCUCCGCCCGAGCCGAACGCACCGCACCCCGGGCUGUCGCGCGCCCUCCCCCCCCCUGCGAACGAAAGCGUUCGUGCACCGCCGUCGGGGGAUCCUGAACCCCGCAGCGCCGUCCCCUCGACGCGCCGGCACGUUUCCCAGCUUCCACGUGCGAGAUUGGAGUCGUGGCUCGCGGAGGGAGUGUGA
Molecule: messenger RNA, 588 nt
Organism: Sparassis crispa
Lineage: Eukaryota; Fungi; Basidiomycota; Agaricomycetes; Polyporales; Sparassidaceae
Exons: 2
Coding region: 1-588 (195 amino acids)
Source: RefSeq, a predicted model, not a curated record